Messenger RNA from Tuber aestivum (summer truffle), 656 nucleotides. The record is from the annotation of a GenBank genome assembly. Lineage: Eukaryota; Fungi; Ascomycota; Pezizomycetes; Pezizales; Tuberaceae.
AUGACACCAGGUGCCUCCUUCCCUUCCACUCUGCUCCACUCCUCAGCUAACUUCUCCCCUAUCCAUAGUCCCCCCCAUCCAUAGUCCCCUCCAAACCCCCAAUAGUCCUCUCAGCCCCGAGCGGCACGGGCAAAUCCACCCUUUUAACCCGCUUGUUCGCCUCGCACCCCGAGACCUUCGGCUUCAGCAUCUCACACACCACCCGCCAACCCCGGAGCGGAGAAACCCCGGGCGUGGAGUACCAUUUCGUCACCCCGGAGACCUUCGAAUCCAUGAUAGCCCGGGAAGCGUUCAUCGAGUACACGCGCUUUAGCGGUAACUACUACGGCACUAGCAUCGACGCUGUCAAGGCUGUUGCCGAGCGGGGGCGCGUGUGCGUGCUGGACAUCGAGAUGGAGGGUGUGAAGCAGGUGAAGCGCACGGGUUUGGGCGCCAAGUUUGUGUUUCUGAAGCCACCGAGUUUGGAGGUGCUCAGGAGUAGGCUUGAAGGCAGGGGCACCGAGACCGAGGAGAGCUUGAGCAAGAGGUUGGAGACGGCGAGGGUGGAGUUGGAGUUUGCCGAGGUGCCUGGUGUGCAUGAUAAGGUUAUUGUGAACAAUGACCUGGAUAAGGCGUAUGAGGAGUUGGAGGGGUAUAUUCUGAGUGUUAUCUCUUAG